AUGGAAGAAAUAAAUAGUUACUACAAGUGGAAUACCAUCUUUCUGUGGUCUGUUGGACUUUGGCCAUACUGCAACAAGAAAUUUCGACUCUUGCAUAAUGGCAUCAUCAGCCUCAUUACUUGGGCAUCUGUAAUUUCUCAGCUUGUAGCUAUCUUCGGUGUAGAAAAAGACUUAUUUAGGCAACUUAGGGAUAUAUCAAUUACAGCAAUGGCAAUAGCCGCGCUUACAAAAUAUCACGUCACCUGGUACGAGAUCAACUACGUAAAGGCACAAGUAAAUCAAAUCAGACUUGACUGGGAAACGAAUAACGUUGAAGUACUUCGAAUUAUGCAGAUUUACGCAUUUUAUGGAAAAAGACUCGUAAUACUUUUUGCGACAUUUUUUUAUCCAGGAUUGAGUAUAGUAAUACUAUACCAUAUUUCACCUAUCAUUUUGAAUGUAAUUGUGCCCUUAAAUGAAUCUCGCCCAAUAAAGUUUCCAAUUGAUCUUGAGUUCUGGAUUGAAGAAGAGCAAUAUCCCAUUCUCAACAUUAGCCUAUUUUGUCUAGUGGUGAUCGUGGACGUAGCCGUACUGGUUGGGACAGAAUCAUUCUCGAUUAUGAUCUGCUUGCAUGUAGCUGGUUUAUUUGAUGUUGCAAGUUAUUAUUACGAGAAAGCUGUUCUUUCGGAAUCCGUACCAUCAUAUCGUCCACAAAACAGUAAGAAUAAAGAAAUAGUCAGUUAUAUAGCUACUGGUGUAUUUUUUCAUCGAAAGGCCCUUCAGUCAGCGUUUCAUGUAUUCACCACAGUGUUCCGUGUAAUUAAUACGCUUGUUUCUGAAGGACUGUUCAUGACGCAAACGAAAGGUGCAAAGUGUCGUACACUUUCAUGGUUCUACUGGGUAUUAUUAGCGCGAGCAUCAAUUUGUUUUGCGCGCAACAGGAUUUUCAAAUUGUUUUAUUUGUUCAAGCUUUCUGUGACAGUAUUCCAAUUGUCAGACAUCGGAGAGGCUAUAUUCUCUGUCUUGGUAUUGCUUGCUACAUUUGGAUACAUGUUUUGGAUGAACCUGGCAGUCGAAUACAUUAUUGAUAACGCUAGCAGUAUCCCCAUAAAGACGUAA
Molecule: messenger RNA, 1098 nt
Organism: Megachile rotundata (alfalfa leafcutting bee)
Lineage: Eukaryota; Metazoa; Arthropoda; Insecta; Hymenoptera; Megachilidae
Source: RefSeq, a predicted model, not a curated record